This is a messenger RNA of Drosophila miranda, 1310 nucleotides long. Its product is annotated as ficolin-2-like. The coding region runs from base 30 to 1199 and encodes 389 amino acids. The record is from RefSeq and is a predicted model, not a curated record. The transcript has 3 exons. NCBI's taxonomy places the organism in Eukaryota, Metazoa, Arthropoda, Insecta, Diptera, Drosophilidae.
CCGAUUUAAGUCUUUCAACGGGAAUAGUCAUGCAAAUAUAUUGGAUUCUGGUGCUUUUCUUCCUCCACAUAGAAGCAGACGUUACUCUAUCGACGGAAAAUAGCUUCGAGAGGAGUGCUCACUGCGAUGUGACCCGCGAUGAGGACGAUGAGCGGUGUGGCGCCAUUUGCUAUCCGAUUGUGAAGCCGCUACUCCGGUACGCGGCCCUAUGCCAGGGGAAGGAUGCAACGAUUAACGACCUCAAGGAUGAAAUCCGAAAGAAAGAUGUUUACAACGCCCAAUUGGAAAGCAAGCUUGAGCUUGCCAAGUCAAUGGAAACUCAGGCAAAUAAACAGAUGGAGGAUCUCAAGGAACAGGCGGAUGCCAGGCAGAAGAGCUCGGAUCAACAGCUGAAGGUCAAGGAUACUGAAUUGCUUCUGAAGGCAAACGAAAUGGUGAAAAUGGCGAGAGAAAUAAAGGACCAGGUCUCAAAAAUGGAAAUGCAGAUUCAAGCUAGAGAGGCUCAAGUGCAAUCAAAUGAUAAGUCAACCAGAGAACUGGUAGAUAAAGAGAAUUUUCUUAAACGAACAUGGACUGGCAGCUGUCUCCCAUUCACCAAUUCCACUGACAUCUAUACCAUAAAGUUGCCCGGAAUGGGCUCAGUCGAUGUACCCUGCAAUUCCAGUGUGUCCGGAUCUGGCUGGACUGUAAUCCAGAGACGAGUCCGCGGGAAUGUGAACUUUAAUCGCACUUGGACCGAUUACAAGCAAGGGUUCGGGCACCUCCGGAAGAACUUAUUCCUGGGACUGGAAAAAAUCCAUCUAAUGACCCUGCUCCAGCCUCACGAGCUGUACGUCCAAAUCCAACAUGUUAAUGGAAGCACCAGCUAUGCUCGUUACGAUGAUUUUAAAAUAGGAAGCGAAGCGGAAGGCUACAAACUGAAAUCUUUGGGAAAAUAUUCAGGAACAGCCGAAGAUUCACUAGCUUAUCACGUGGAUAUGAAAUUCUCCACUUUCGACAGGGAUAAUCACAAUUGCGCGCAAUAUUUUGGAGGUGGUUGGUGGUUUGAUAAUUGCGCAGAAAGUAAUCUCAAUGGAAACUAUUAUCCAAAUGGUACGAGUAGCAAGCGUGACGGCAUCUUUUGGGGUGCUAGGCAAAAACAUAACUACACGAUCUCGCUUACAUUUUCGCAAAUGAUGAUAAGACCAAAGGUCAUGUAAAAUUGUGUAUUCUUUAAAGAUAAUUUAGUGGUGUAGUCAAAUGCUGAAAGACGAUUCAAACUAGCCAAAUUCACAGAUGCAAAUAUAUCGCAAAAGCACAAAAGUAUCUCA